Messenger RNA from Penicillium diatomitis, 1479 nucleotides. It is a transcript of the gene pdeA, whose product is annotated as 3',5'-cyclic-nucleotide phosphodiesterase PDE1. Gene Ontology annotation, biological process: cAMP catabolic process; cGMP catabolic process; negative regulation of glucose mediated signaling pathway. The coding region runs from base 1 to 1479 and encodes 492 amino acids. NCBI's taxonomy places the organism in Eukaryota, Fungi, Ascomycota, Eurotiomycetes, Eurotiales, Aspergillaceae. The record is from RefSeq and is a predicted model, not a curated record. The transcript is spliced from 3 exons. Gene Ontology annotation, molecular function: 3',5'-cyclic-AMP phosphodiesterase activity; 3',5'-cyclic-GMP phosphodiesterase activity.
AUGGCGGAACCGGAAUCCCCCGCGUUCCAGGUCAUUGUCCUAGGCCCCAAUGGCGGUCCUCGAGAGGAUCAUGUUACCGGUCUUUUGGUACGGUCAACAUCGAUGAACUGGGUCCCUGGAUCGGUGGUCGCUGUGGAUGCUGGAACUCUUCUAGCAGGGAUCAUCCGCAUCUUGAAGAACUUUCUGCCCGAUGCGAUAGACGAGCAGAAGAGAAUGACAGAGGGACCCUUUAAAGGGCUGCAACUACCGGCAAAAAGCGCAGAAGCAAAUGCCGCGCACAUAUUCCGCGAAAUCAUCGGUGCGGUGCUGAUCACGCAUCCUCAUCUCGACCAUAUCUCAGGCUUGGCGAUCAAUACCCCAAUCCUCGAGGCGGGAAGUGGGCCGAAGCCCGUCGCAGCCCUGCCAUCAGUGCUAUCAGCGAUCAAGAACCACAUGUUCAACGACAUCAUUUGGCCAAAUUUGUCAGAUGAAGACGGUGGCGCGGGCCUGCUCACUUAUCAACGACUGGUCGAGGGUGGCAAUACGCGCUUUGGAAUGGGAGACACCAGAGGUUACGUGCGGGCCUGUAACGGCCUCUUGACCAAAUGUCUUUCCGUGAGCCACGGCCAUAGCAAGCAACGGUUCCACCCCGAAUCUGGAAUUCAUCACCGAGUUGGAAGCACGAUAUUUCCGCCUGACCAGUAUAUGCUGUCUUCACGGGCAGUCUCUAUGGACCAAACCGAUGGAAGCUUUUACUCUCCGGCUCGCUCCCCACACAUGCCUCCUUCCGUCUCCGGUCCAAAGGAAUCUAUGAUGGCUUCCGUGGAAAGCUCAGCUUUCUUCAUUCGUGACCAUCACACCGGAAGAGAAAUCAUUAUCUUUGGGGAUCUCGAACCGGACUCAGUUUCCCUUGAGCCGCGCAACAAAAGAGUGUGGGAGGCUGCUGCCCCCAAAGUCCACAUGGGCCGUCUGGGAGCAAUCUUCAUGGAGUGCUCCUUCAGUGACAGCAUCGACGACUCUUACCUAUACGGUCAUCUCUGUCCUCGUCAUGUAGCGGCAGAGCUCAGUGUACUCGCCGCCAAAGUCAUGGAGCUACGCGAUCCCGCCUCGCAUGAUAAAAAGCGAAAGCGCCCUGCGAGCGGAUUCGGAGAUAACACCGGCUCCCCUCUUAGUCCCCGCACAAAAAGCCGUUCCAAUCCCAGCUUUGAGAGGUCGGAGCCCCGUUCCGGGGACGUUCGGGCUCUCGACUUGCCAGAUACAUUGGUCGAUCGGAUCGAUAGCAAAGAUUUUGCAGGGGUCUCCGAUACAGCGAGUUGGGAAAAUGCUGAUCCCUUACCUUUGACGGGAUUAUCGGUAUAUAUCAUUCACAUCAAAGAGGGUCUAGACGACGGGCCCCCUCCGGAGGAACAGAUACUGAAAGAGCUAAGAGCGCAUGCCGAGGAAGCCCACCUGGGGUGUCAGUUCUUCAUACCGGAUCCCAAUCAGGGCAUCUGGGUUUGA